Molecule: messenger RNA, 4686 nt
Organism: Corythoichthys intestinalis (scribbled pipefish)
Lineage: Eukaryota; Metazoa; Chordata; Actinopteri; Syngnathiformes; Syngnathidae
Gene: wdr59
Product: WD repeat domain 59
Exons: 24
Coding region: 37-2865 (942 amino acids)
Biological process (GO): cellular response to amino acid starvation; positive regulation of TORC1 signaling
Cellular component (GO): Seh1-associated complex; vacuolar membrane
Molecular function (GO): signaling adaptor activity; protein binding
Source: RefSeq, a predicted model, not a curated record
GCGUUGUUUUGUCACGUGGCUGUGUUUGUAACCAACAUGGCGGCGCGGUGGAGCAGCGAAAAUGUGGUUUUGGAGUUUCGGGACGCGCAGGCCACCACCAUGUCCGUGGACUGCCUGGGCUCGCACGCUGUGCUUUCCGGGCGGCGUUACCUCUACGUGGUCAAUUUGGAGGCGUCGUCAGAGCUGGCCGGGAAGAUGUCUCGCCAGAGCAAAUGGGACGUGGGCACAGUCCAGUGGAACCCUCAUCGCUCGCAGGCGCACGUCUUUGCCGCGUCGAGCAACCAACGCGUGGACUUGUACUCGUGGAAGGACGGGGGAGGAGGCGUCCGCACGUCGCUGCAAGGACACACGCGUGUAAUCAGUGAUCUGGACUGGUCGUGCUUUGAAGCCGACUUCCUGGUCAGCAGCUCGGUGGACACCUUCAUCUACAUCUGGGACGUCAGAGACGCCCGCAAACCCGCCGUGGCACUGUCUGCUGUCGCUGGUGCGUCGCAGGUGAAAUGGAACCGCGGGAACGCCAACGUGCUGGCGUCCAGUCACGACGGAGACGUGCGCAUCUGGGACAGGCGGAAAGGCGACACAGCCUGCGAGUACCUGGCGGCGCACCUGUCCAAAAUCCACGGGCUGGACUGGCACCCGGAGCACGAAUUCAUGCUGGCCACCAGCAGCCAAGACAACUCUGUCAGGUUUUGGGACUACCGCCAGCCCAGGAAGUACCUGGACAUUCUCUCCUGUCAAGUUCCUGUCUGGAAAGCCAGAUACACGCCCUUCUCCAACGGGCUGGUGACUGUGAUGGUUCCACAGCUGCGCCGUGAGAACAGUCUUCUUCUGUGGUCCACACUGGACCUCAACAGUCCGGUCCACGCCUUCGUGGGGCACGACGACGUCGUCCUGGAGUUCCAGUGGAGGCCGCAGAAAGAAGGUUAUAAAGACUUCCAGCUGGUCACGUGGUCCCGAGAUCAGACCUUGAGGAUCUGGAGACUAGACCCGCAGCUUCAGAAGCUGUGCGUCGGCGACUUGACUGGCGACCCGACGGACGCCACGUCUCUCAACGUCGAGACGGACAAGUCGCCGGUGUCCGAAGGCCCGCGCGGCAGAAUUCCUUUAGUGCAACAUCCGGACGGGGUGGGACAUCAGGAUGCCGUCUCAAAUCGGGGCGGCGCUCAGGACUCAGCGUCUUCGGGUCUGGCUCAGACGCUCCAGCAAGAAUUUUCUUUGGUCAACCUGCAGAUUAGGAACGUCAACGUAGAGAUGGACGCCGUGAACUGCAGCUGCGUGGUGUCGGCGCACUUCGGGAGUCACCAGGUCCGACUGCUCAUCAAGUUCCCGGGACAGUACCCCAACAACUGCGCGCCCGCCUUUCAGUUCGUCCCGCCCACCAGCAUCUCCGCCGCUAUGAAGACGAAGAUCCACAAAAUCCUGACGGACGUGUCCCUGCAAAAGGUGAAACGGAACCAGAACUGUCUAGAACCUUGCGUCCGGAAGUUGGUGUCCUGUCUGGAGUCCCACGCGGAGGACAGUCCGUCCUCAGGACCCUUCGUCUUGUCCAAUCCGGUGGCGCCAACGUUGCAGGCCUUCCCGCGAGUCACUAACACCUAUGGAUCCUACCAGGACGCCAACAUCCCAUUCCCGCGCACGUCGGGGGCUCGCUUCUGCGGCACGGGCUGCCUGGUUUACUUCACCCGACCCAUCGGCAUGCACCGCGCAGUUCCCGCCGCCGAGCCCACGCCCAGGUCGUUGUCGGCGCUGUCAGCCUACCACAGCGGCGUCCUGACGCCCAUGAAGAUUCGCUCGGAGUCUCAGAACACGCUCAGACUGUACGGCGGCAGCCCAACUCGAGCGGACAAAGACACUGUCUCCAUUUCGUCCUUCUACUACAAAGAGCGGAAAUCUCGGCGUUACAAGACCAAACGUGACGGCGCAGACUGCGGCGUCCGCUCCAUUAAGUUGGCGGGAAAGGUCAUCAUCCAGGAAAUCUCCUGUCUGCUGCCCAUCCACAAAGUUCUGGGAGAAAAUUACAUCUUGAACAUGCGUGACACCGAGGACACGUGUCAGAAGAACGCCGCCGCCGCCCUUGCCGCUGGACGCAGGGACGUGGCCAAGGUGUGGGCUCUAGCCUCGGCAGCCACCGCUCAGGAGCUGAAUCCCGACCCGGACCCGGAUGCAGAUACCCCCUGGGCCAGUCAUCCUUUUGGACGCCACCUACUGGAGACACUCGUGGACCACUACAGUCACAUGAGCGACGUGCAGACGCUUGCUAUGAUGUGCAGCGUUUUCAGCGGCUCCGACGCCGACCCACCGCCACCGUCGUCCCGCCAAGCUGCUCUCCCUCCCUACACUCGCUAUUCCGGCUCCAGCGAAUCGACGGCGUCCGGGAGCCGAGACCCUGUUGAACCCCGCGGCGAGUCCCCCGACGGUGCACGGCACGGUAACCGGGGACAGCACGGCGAUCCCCGGGAGCGCGAGCGGCACGACCUCAACAAAAGACUUUUGGACCCGGCCAACGCGCCGCAGUUUGACGACUUCAAGAAAUGUUACGCGGAAAUUCUCUACCGCUGGGACCUCCGAGACAAACGGGCCGACGUGCUGAAGUUCGCCUCCUGUUCUCCCGAGACGCACCGAGGCGUCGAGCUGUGCGUGUUGUGCUGCCACUGCGGCAGUCCCAGUCGCGGCACUCAGUGCGCGGCGUGCAAGCGUCUGAGCUUCCAGUGCGCCGUUUGUCACGUGGCCGUUCGAGGCUCCUCCCACUUCUGCCUGAGCUGCGGCCACGGCGGUCACACGGGUCACAUGAUGGACUGGUUCCGGAAGCGCGACCAGUGCCCGGCGGGCUGUGGGUGCCGCUGCCUGCGGCAGAGCAACUUUUGACCGCUCAUUAAAAACUCAUCUGUGAAUCACGUGCGUAAGCGUUUUCUUUUUUUUUUUUGCCUUGAAACAAGAUUUCCUUCAUGAAUAAUGCCGCAUUUACACAAAAGUCUUAUAUGAACGUCAUUUUUGGUACUAGGCUGUCUGUCUGCCUUUUUGAUUUUACGCAAUACAGGCCACUCAUUGAAAUACAUUAUGCAGAGGCCAUUUUUUAUAAAAAUAUCCUGCAAGUUUGAUAAUAAUCCCUCUAUUCAUUUUGAAGUUAGCGCAAAAUUAUUUUUCUGACCUCUGUGACCUUUGACCUCUUCUGUUUCAUAUUGCAAACAUGUCUUACAAAUUUGACAAUGCUCCCUUUAUUUGUUUUUGAGUUAUAACAGUUCCUUUUCUGACCUGUGACCUUUAACCUCAUGAGCCUGAAAUAACCUUGUCUGUUUAUCUAAAACAUAUCUGACUGCAUGUUUGAAAAUUACACAGCCUCGUGCAAAUGAGUUAAUAAUUUUUCGUUCUUUAAGUAAAGCAAUUCAGUGGUACCUCUACAUACGAUCGCUUCGACACACGAACUUUUCGACAUCCGACGUAAAAUUUGACUCGCCAUUUGUUUCUACAUCCGACGACAUGCUCGAAAUACGACGACAAUGGCAGCACCGCAGACGAAUGCACGGCGGAUUUUCUUGUGUGACAAAUCAACACAGGUUUCAGAAAAGGUUGGUACAGGUGGUGAAACAAGCAAAAAGUUGACGCUUACCUUCUAAAUGAAAAUGCAAAUGACAGAAAAAUAUGAGCGUGGGGUGAAAUGGCUCAACAGUACAUCUCCACGGUCCUCCUCCGACCAUCGUUCGCCAGUCUUUAUAAGUUAAGCUGACAAUUCUUAUUGUGGUAACAUCUCCAAAGAAAUCGCCAGCUUCGCCACGUUUUCAUCAUUUCUUUCACAACUUAUUCAACACAAAACGCCUGCUGUCUGCCGCAAUUGACGGUGUUCUCAAGAGAACAUUCAAAGUGAAAGUGAAACUCAAGCUCACCGGUCCGUCUCUGGCACGUCAGCCCCGCGGUGCGUUCAGGGUCAGCAAAAAACGUCCGCCACAUUAGAACCCGAUUCGUUACACUAUUACAGGAAUUAUUAUUAUUCUUUUUAUUACAUUAUUCCAAUUUUGAUUUAUAAUUUAUUUGUUUUGCUACGUGUAAUUGCCAUUUGUAAUAGCACCAGCAGUAUUUUUUAAGGAUUUAGUGCAGGUUUUUGGGCUGUGGAACGAAUUAAUGGAAUUAUAAUGUAUUCCUAUGGGAAAAUCCUGCUCGACAUACGACCAUUUCGACUUACAAACAAGCUCCUGGAACGGAUUAACUUCGUAUGUAGAGGUACCACUGUAUUCCUUUUCUGACCUCACGAGCCCAAAAUUUGAUCACCUCUUCUGUUUACAACAGCAAACAUGUUUAAACAAGUUUAAUAGUCCUUUUCUUCAUUAUUGAUUAUUUAUUCUUUGACCUCUCAAACCCAAAAUGUACUCGCCUCGUUUCAUAUUAAAACAGCCUGCAAAUUUGAUACCUUUAUGCUUGAGUUCUAGUGAAAUUCCUCAUCUGACAUUGGUGACCUUUGACCUCAUGAUUUCCUCUCUUUCAUAUUUUAAACAGAUUGCAAAUUUGGCAAUGAUCCUUUUAUUCGUGAGUUCGAGCAAAAUUCCUUUUCUGACCUCUGUGACCUAUGACCUCAUGAACCCAAAAUUUACAACAGCAAACUUAUACUGCAAGUUUAGUAAGUUGUUCAUUUUUAAGUUUUCAGCGAAGUCCUUUUCUGAAGUCCAUGACCUUUGACCUCUCAAACACAAAAUG